Molecule: messenger RNA, 7615 nt
Organism: Xiphophorus hellerii (green swordtail)
Lineage: Eukaryota; Metazoa; Chordata; Actinopteri; Cyprinodontiformes; Poeciliidae
Gene: plch2a
Product: phospholipase C, eta 2a
Exons: 23
Coding region: 1831-6429 (1532 amino acids)
Biological process (GO): release of sequestered calcium ion into cytosol; phosphatidylinositol metabolic process; phosphatidylinositol-mediated signaling
Molecular function (GO): phosphatidylinositol-4,5-bisphosphate phospholipase C activity; calcium ion binding
Source: RefSeq, a predicted model, not a curated record
GAGUCAGAGAAAAUGGCAUAGGGGGUGAGUAAAAGUACACAAUGGACUAAGAAGUGAAUCUAACAUUAAAGAAUAACUAGACAUAAGGAACAUAAUUAAACUUGGGUACUAGAUACUAGAAAUAAACAUAAUAACCUAAAAUCACUAAGAAAGACUUCAUCCCCUUUUAACAAUGUCACGUGCAAAAGUUAGUAUUUUAUGUCUAACUGAUAACUCUUUAAAUGGCACAACAGAACAGAGCUGUUCUUCACAACAAGAUGACCCUGCCUUGAAACGGAGCUGGUCUCUGUGGAACACGCAGGUUCCACUUGCUCAUGUGUGGAUUUUCUCUGGGAACUCUGCUGACAUCCCACAGUGACGCCUCUUUGUUUCCAUGUGAUGGACUGCAGACCUGCCCUUUCAUACCGCUAGCAGAUUUUGAUGAGUUUUUGGUAUUCAAUCAGGAUGUUUGUUCCUGAUAGCAUAUGAAACAGGCAUUGACCAGAAGAUAGCAAACCCCAACAUUUAUCAAAAAUUGUUGAUCUGCUUCUUUACAUUGUAUUAAAAAUCUCAUCCCAUAAGUUAUUCUACCCCUCUCUAAAUCUUCAAUAUAAAAUCUAGAAUUGGCAUUAAAGUAUAUAAAUCUGCUCAGCAACCUUUUGCAUGUUUUUGUUUGUUUUUGGACAGCCUCCUUGCCAUCACCCUAAUCUAUUCUUAGAUUGCCCACUGAGUAAAAUAUGUUAGUAAAAUAUGAAGAUUUCAACCAUUUGUUCUUGCAUGCAGCCAGGUAAUAACUAAGCUAAAGUUCAGACGAUGAAAUUAUAAUAAAUGAUCAAAUUGAGUUUCUUAUAUAAAUAAAGUCAAAACUUGUCUGCAUUUAAAAUAUGCACAUUUUAAAUGCAUAUUAUGCAGCAACUUGUACUGCUGAUUCACAUUUUUUUUAUAUCCAAGGUAAGAAACAUGAAUUGAAUCACGUUUGCACAGUGUGAACAGGAAAAGUGGCGUUCCGAUCCGUUUAAAGGCCCCAGAUGAACUGAGGUUGUUGGAAAUCCGAGGCGAAUCUGACAGACUUUAAUUGUUUUAGUGUCAAGAAAGAUUCAUACAGUCUUUGCCUCUCUCUGUCUCUUGACCCCCUGCUGGGACAAACCCAUCCCUGCCUGGUUGCUCCUCUCUUCCAGCAGCUCGUCGCUGAAUAAAACAUGCGAGCCACACGCUGCUGAUCUCUGCAUCUCGCGAAUCUCAGCCACCUAUAGCCUUCCGCUGCAUCUCUCUCUCCCGCUUCCCUUCCCUUUGCUCUCCCCUCCGCUAUCUCAGUGGACGCAUCUCCUCCUGCUCCUCCUUCGUCCUCGGUUUCCCCCCCUGCUUUUCUUUCUUUCUUUCUUUGUCUUCCCAUUCCUCCUUCCGUUCUUCAUCUGAGGAUUCUCCCAGGUGAUCGGCGCAGAGCGCUGCUCCCUCCUCUUUCGUACUGAAGCCGAGUGGUCGACUGCACUCCCAAAGCUCUUCAGGCGACAACUCCCCCUUCGCUCCCCUCCCCUCUACUCUCCUCCCUCCAGUUUGUACAGUAGAGGCAGAAGUAGUGUGUAAGAUCACACUAUUGGCUUUGCUUCCCACCACAUUGGCACUUAAGGAUGAGCUUGCUCAAAGACAAAAGGCAGGCGGAGAAGGAAGACUGUGCUGAGAGUAGGAAGAGAAGAUAGGUAGCCUUUUCUGUCCCACCCAAAAUGAUGGCACCUAAAGGGGGAGGCAUGCCUCUGACAGCAGCAGCUCUCCAGAUGGUAGUUAGGGUGAAGUCAACCCCUCUGUCCUUGUUAUAGCAACACAUGGAGCUCUGUCACUUUUGGGAACACAUCAAUGGACGAUCCUGGGAAUAUCCGCAGCCUGAGCCAGGAGAAAGUGGAGAAAUGCAUGAGCUCGAUGCAGAUCGGGACCCAGAUGGUGAAGCUCCGUGGCGGCUCCAAGGGACUGGUGCGGUUCUUUUACCUGGACGAGCACAAGUCCUGCAUCCGCUGGCGGCCGUCACGCAAGAACGAGAAGGCCAAGAUCUCCAUUGACUCCAUCCGCGAGGUCUGUGAGGGAAAGCAAUCCGAGAUCUUCCAGCGGUAUGCAGAUGGCAGCUUUGACCCAAACUGCUGCUUCAGCCUGUAUUACGGAGAACACAUGGAGUCCCUGGACCUGGUAUCUGGAACAGGAGAGGAGGCCCGGACCUGGAUCACUGGCCUCAAGUACCUGAUGGCCGGGAUCAGUGACGAGGACAGCUUGGCAAAGAGGCAACGCACCCGCGAUCAGUGGCUGAAGCAGACCUUCACUGAGGCUGAUAAAAACGGCGACGGGAGUUUAAGCAUCAAUGAGGUUCUUCAGCUUCUGCAUAAACUCAACGUCAACCUUCCUCGACAAAAGGUCAAACAGAUGUUCAAGGAGGCAGACACAGAUGACAAACAGGGAACUUUGGGGUUCGAGGAGUUCUGCUCCUUCUACAAGAUGAUGUCGACCCGCAGAGACCUGUACCUCCUUAUGCUCACCUACAGCAACCACAAAGACCACCUGGACACAGAUGACAUCACUCGCUUCCUGGAGACGGAGCAAAAGAUGACAAAGGUGACCAAGGACCACUGCUUGGAGAUCAUCAACAAGUUUGAGCCGUGCUCUGAAAAUCAAAAGCAGGGCGUUUUGGGAAUUGAUGGCUUUACAAACUACAUGCGCAGUCCAGCUGGGGACAUCUUCAACCCAGAGCACUACAACGUGAACCAGGACAUGACCCAGCCGCUGUGCAACUACUUCAUCGCCUCAUCGCACAACACCUACCUGAUGGGAGACCAGCUGAUGUCCCAGUCCAGGGUGGAUAUGUACGCCUGGGUGCUGCAGGCAGGCUGUCGCUGUGUGGAAGUCGAUUGCUGGGACGGCCAGGAUGGAGAGCCCAUCGUACACCAUGGUUACACCCUGACCUCCAAGAUCCUCUUCAAAGACGUCAUCGAGACGAUCAACAAGUACGCCUUCAUCAAGACAGACUACCCGGUGAUCCUGUCCAUCGAGAACCACUGCAGCGUUCUUCAGCAAAAGAAGAUGGCCCAGUACCUGGUGGAAAUCCUCGGGGACAAACUAGAUGUGUCCAGCGUCAAGGCAGAGGAGUCUGGGAGACUACCCUCUCCAGAAUCUCUCAGGGGCAAGAUCCUGGUGAAGGGCAAGAAGCUGCCUCCUAAUAUCGACGAGGACGCAGAGGAGGGAGACGUGUCGGAUGAGGACAGCGCUGAUGAGAUGGAGGACGACUGCAAGCUGAUGAACGGAGAUUGGAAGACAUCAGCUAACAGGAAGCAGGUGGAAAACAUGGCUAAGAAAAAACUGGACAACCUGAUGAAAGAGUCCAAGAUCCGAGACCGGGAGGAUCCAGACAGCUUCACCAUCGCUGGCCUCCCACCAAGUGGGAAGACCCUUGAUAAGAGUGACAUCAAGGGUAAAAGUGAUGAGGGGACAGACACAGCUGAUGAGACCAACCCCAGCAGUACCAAGCGCUCCAGCCGCUCCUUCAUCGGAAGCUUCUCUAAGCGCAAGAAAAAGUCGUCAAAGUUGAAGAAGACCUCGAGCUACGAAGAUACAGACACGGACCAGGAGAGCACAAGCAGCGCUUCUCGAGCCCCACCCCACCACAACAAAAAGAAGAAGACCAUGAAGCUCUCUAGAGCCCUGUCUGAUCUGGUGAAGUACACCUGCUCUGUGGGUCUAUAUGAUAUUGAGGCCCAAGCUAACUGCAGCUGGCAGGUGUCGUCUCUGAGCGAGACCAAAGCCCAUCAGCUGAUGCAACAGAAAGCUGCGUCCUUCAUCCAGUUCAACCAGCGGCAGCUAUCCCGAAUCUACCCGUCCUCCUACCGGGUGGACUCCUCUAAUUUCAACCCCCAGCCCUUCUGGAGCACCGGCUGCCAGCUUGUUGCUCUCAACUACCAGUCUGAGGGGCGGGUCCUUCAGCUCAACAGAGCUAAAUUCUACAGCAAUGGCAACUGUGGCUACAUCCUCAAACCCGCCUGCAUGUGUGUAGGUGCCUUUAACCCGAACCUGGAGGACCCCCUGCCAGGCCGCAUGAAGAAACAGCUGGUGUUAAAGAUAAUCAGUGGACAACAGCUGCCCAAACCCAAAGAUUCAAUGCUGGGAGACAGAGGAGAGAUUAUCGAUCCGUUUGUGGAGGUGGAGAUCAUCGGCCUCCCAGUGGACUGCUGCAAAGAGCAGACCAGAGUGGUGGAUGACAACGGGUUCAAUCCGAUGUGGGAGGAGACUCUGGUCUUCACGGUUCACAUGCCGGAGCUGGCCCUUGUGCGUUUCCUUGUGUGGGAUCAUGACCCCAUCGGCCAAGACUUCAUCGGACAGCGAACCAUUGCAUUCCACAGCAUGAUGCCAGGUUAUCGCCACGUUUACCUGGAAGGUAUGGAGGAAGCUUCCAUUUUUGUUCAUGUGGCUGUGAAUGACAUCACCGGUAAGGCCAGAGCAGCCGGUGGUAUAAAGGGUCUGUUUCACAGAAACCCAAAGCAGGCUUCCCUGGACAGCCAUGCUGUUGUGCAUCCCGGCCGUAAGCACCCGUUCGGUGCCCACCUCCUGCGCCGCACCGCCAGCGCCCCCACCAGAGGCCAGCCCAAAGUUAAGAAGGGUUUCCCUGAGCUCGCCAUCGACACCAAAGAUUACAGCUCAGAGGGGGCAAGUGAGGAGCGGGAGUUUGAGGACAGAGACAAGGCAUCUGCGGCCACAUCCUACCAGUUCACUCCUUCACCACAGCACCACAUCGGGGAAUCGGUGGACCCCCACCGAGCCAAGGGCCCCUGGGACCGUCCUGACACAAACGGAGCUCUCCACCCAGAGGAGAGCAAAGACUCUUCCGUGGUGCAGGAAUCAAGCUCCCCUCCUCGCAUUCCUUCACUAAAAGGGGGAAAUCCCAGUAGCAGCUGUUUGAUCCGCUCUGCCUCCAGUCCGGAGCAGAGCCUGUCACCGCAUCAAUCCACUCCUACACCGCUGCAUCCACCAUCAGCUGUUCCUUUAGCAUCUACAGCCAGCAGUCCUCUGUACGGCGCAGCGCACAGUGCCACUAAAGUCAGCAGAGACGUUAAAGCCUCCACCUCUUUCCCUUCCAACAGUCCUGUAGAGAUGGUUGAACCGUCUCUGUCCCCCCGAGUCGCCCAGGCAACAAGAGGCGCCUUGGAGGAGGAGAUACCAGAACGGAGGAAAACCCCAGAAACUCUCGCUCCAGGAGAAAGAAAGCCUCAUCAAAGAGCAGAGCCCCCAGGUGAAACACGGCCCCCGGGAAGCCUCGGGCCCCCGGCUUCUCAGCCUCCGCAGGCCAGGAGAGCUCUCUUUAGCUCCCCGCCACAACCUGUCCCAGUAAGACGGGCAAAGAGUGAAGGGCACGUUCUGGGGGAAGGAGCCAAGCCGGCCCAGUCGGCUGUACCAGAGGUCUGUACAGACGCCACCAUGAACGACCGGCUCUGGAGCAAACUGGAGCCUGGCAGCCACCGAGACAGCAUGUCUUCGUCCUCCAGCAUCUCCUCCAACGACACGGUGAUCGACCUGUCUCUACCUAACCUGGCUAGAAGGAGCCUGGGCGUUCUGCCCAGUCCCAGUAACGGCUGCGACGCCUCCCGGAUCGACUGCCGCCGCGCCGCGCCAGCUCCCUGCGACACGGUGAGGGUCAGUAAGAGCAAGUCCAACCCCAACCUUCAGCAAAGGAGCUGUCCCAAAGAUGAGCUUAAGCCCCGCCCAUUGCAGCCAGCCCAGAAUGGUGCAGACGAGUCACCUGGCAGACUGACCCAAAGAAGGCACACCUGGUGCCGGCUUUACAUGGAAGGACUCAAGCAGGCGUCACCCAAAAGGCCGAGUGGCGCUGCAACCUCAGCUGCGUCCAUGUCAAAGAGUCUCGGAGACCUGACCUCUGAGGACAUCUCCUGCAACUUUGACAGCAAGUACCGCAGCAUCAGCCGCAGCUUCAUUGUACGGCCCAGCAGAGAUGCGCUCCGUAAGGGCAGCGCUCCGAGGAGCCGGCCGCAGAGCGACCUGACGGAGCAGCUGCGCAGGCUGACUGACGUGGAGCCGCUGAGUCCCUGCGACUUCAUCCCGGAGGGCGGAGCCAGGGAAGCGGGGGGGCAGGAGGCCGAGGAGGCGCUGGUGAGACGGACCUCAUCCAGGAGCCAGAGCAGGGUCCGCUACAUCGCCAACAGGGCCAAACAGGCCCAGGAAAGGAAGCGGCUGCAGGGUUUGCUCCAGGCCAGGAGUGCUAGCUUCAGCUUUACUGGGAGCACUGAGAGCACUGGCAGUGGUGCUGGUCCCAUGGAGGAGCGGGGGAACCCAGAGGGAGCAUGCUCUGUGGGCCAGAGUCCCUGCAGCAGCCUGGACCUGCUGAGUCAGCUGGAGCCCCCCUCCCAUGUACAGCCCCCCAUGACAGCUGACAGCGCCCAACUGUUCUUCAGGCUGCAGCUCUGAGAACGGGCUGACUUGGAACUGAUGGUGGGAGACUCAGCUAGAAACUUGAUUUGAAUCCAUUUCUCCAGAUUUUUUUUUUGCCGGUUUCUCAAAACAGACUGUCACCAAGCAGAGCAUCUGAUCCCGUCUCAGUUAAACUCAAACGACCACUUCUCGUAGAAACCAUCAGGUGCUUUUCUACAGCAGGAACUGGAGGCUGGGAUGAGCCCCGCCCCCUCUGCUCACCUUCCUAUCGCUCACUUCCUGGUUCAAGCUUACACACUGAGGAUGCAGUUACUGUAAUACUGUACUCACCGGUCACACUGUUCUGGUUGCCCGAGCCUCUCUCCCCCCCUUCCCCAAACACACACACACACCCCGUUCUCUUCACCAUCCUCUUCCCCGGUACAGUUUCUUUUAAAGGAACAAGCUCUGCGCUGUGGAAGUUGGAAAAUGGACUAUAGUGAAAAGUUUUUAUAUAAUAUAUUAACUGAUAUUUGUGUUGAAUCUGACCUGCUCUCAUGUGUCUGUAUUUUUUAGACAUGACCUCACAGUAGCAAUAGAUACUAGAGAACAGGAUUUUAAUUUUUUUUUUUUUUUUUAUUUGCUUGAACUUUUUAGAUGUAAAUUAGAUUGUUUAUGUGGAGGCAUUGCCAACUCAUCCAUCUGUUAGCAAUAUUUUGAACAUGAUAGAAUGUCAUGAAGAAUAAUGUGCCGUUUGAUGCUGAAAGUCUUGUCUUUGCUGAAAAAGAUGACUGGUUUUUCAAUGCAAGGAUUGAAAAUGUAGAUUUUUAAGGGACUAAUUCUGGCCGUUCUGUUGUAACCGGACUGAGCUCCUAUUCUGUUGACUGUAGUCUGUGGCAUGUCCAGGCGCCAACACCCUGUUCUUUAACUGAGCCGCUUCGACCUGGCCCUUUAUGUUGACCGCAUGCCUUUUUAAGCACACUACUAACUUCCUUCGUUUUACCAAUUUUUUUAUAUGAAGAUUUAAGAUUUUAGCCGCUUCUCGGAUCACCUCGUGUUGGCGAGCAGGGCAUCGCGUCCGAAUCCCUGUUUUCGUUUCUCCGCGCUCCUAAAGGAAGACGGGAAUGAUCUUGUUUGUUCCGUUCGCCCUGCCCUCCAAGUUCUUUGAGCAGACACUCUGAAGACAAUAUUGAGUUCAAACAAUGUGUAAUUAUGACAUGAAUAAAACUCGGAUAACACUGAA